Ceratotherium simum simum (southern white rhinoceros) is the source of this 602-nucleotide messenger RNA. The record is from RefSeq and is a predicted model, not a curated record. Lineage: Eukaryota; Metazoa; Chordata; Mammalia; Perissodactyla; Rhinocerotidae.
GCCUUCUCUCCCGCCCACUGGGCGCCGCUGGCUAGCCAGGCCACAGAGUAAACCUCCGGCAGGGUAGAGUGACAACUCUCAAUCGGAAGUUACUUUUGAAGCUAAGGCAGCCAUAACUGAUAAUGGCAACGGGAGUCUUCCGGCCUCCCGUCUCCUGUGUGACGUAGUUUUCCCUUCGCCCAAUCUCACCGUUGCCCUGGGCAACAGCUGAGCCGUCUGGGAAGAGAUGCAUCUGUAAGUAGGCCCAAAAAAGAGACCAAAGUUCCUUCUGUAGGCUUGAAUCAAGAACUGUCAGUCAUCUUGGUCUUACUGAGUUGGAUGCCUAAAGCUGCAGGAAAAAGACCAGGUGAACUUCCAGGAAAAAACUGUAUCCAACAAUUCAGAUAUGGCGGAAAUGAAGUCAAUGUUCCGGGAAGUUCUCCCAAAACAAGGGCAGUUGUCUGUGGAAGAUAUAACCACUAUGGUGCUGUGUAAACCCAAACUUUUACCCUUAAAAUCUCUGACUCUGGAAAAACUGGAGAAAAUGCAGCAAGCAGCACAGGAUACGAUUCGCCAACAAGAAAUGGCAGAAAAGGAACAACGGCAAAUAACUCACUGAAUGA